GCUCAAUACCCGACGACCACCAGUCUAUCCUCUCUACAAUCUUCAGUUUCUUCUAGUUGAUCAAGACCUAUAAUGGCACCUUAUCUUGAAACUGUUCGAUCCUUUGCUGAUGUCCCAAUCACCGACGCAGGCGUUGACACCUCAGCCUUCCUUGAGGCAUCUGACGGUGUAGUCGGUCUAUUUGAUCUUCUGGGAUCGGCUGCUUUUGCCCCGGUCGUGAGUGACCUCAAAGGCAACAUCACGAAAGUUCGUACUCGGUACGAAGCUGAUCCCUCCAAAUCUGCUACCUUGGAGCUAUUGGUAGAGAACGAGAAAGGCGAGAAGAAACGAACUGCUACGGAAGGUCUGAUGUGGUUGCUCAGAGGAUUGUCGUUCACUUGCAAGGCGCUUUCAUACUCUCAAAAGAACAAGACGGAAGAAUUAUCGACGGCGUUCACGACUGGAUAUGACCAAUCCCUGAAGAAAUUCCAUAACUUUGUAGUAAAGGGUAUAUUCGGCAUGGCAAUGAAGGCUUGUCCCUACCGUGCCGAUUUCUAUGCUAAACUGGCCGCCGAUCCCAAAGGCGGUCCAUCUGCUUCCCCGGAGAAAGUAAAUGAAGAGCUGGACCGUUGGCUCAAAGCUCUGGAUGAAAUAGUACAGCGGAUGGAAGCUUUCUAUGAGAAGGGAGGCCACACCAAAGGGUUCUGAUAGUAUUCCCGUUAUUUGGAUGUAAAUCUUAUGAAGUCGAGUUCACCAGCUUGAAUCGCCAUUACUACCAUCACUUGCGGUCAGUUUUCGCC
This is a messenger RNA of Marasmius oreades (fairy-ring Marasmius), 779 nucleotides long. RefSeq lists its product as uncharacterized. The record is from RefSeq and is a predicted model, not a curated record. Gene Ontology annotation, molecular function: ceramide 1-phosphate transfer activity; ceramide 1-phosphate binding. NCBI's taxonomy places the organism in Eukaryota, Fungi, Basidiomycota, Agaricomycetes, Agaricales, Marasmiaceae. Gene Ontology annotation, biological process: intermembrane lipid transfer; ceramide transport. Gene Ontology annotation, cellular component: cytoplasm; cytosol; membrane. Bases 73 to 687 code for a protein of 204 amino acids. The transcript is spliced from 5 exons.